AGAUAAAUGCAUACCUGAACAUUUUGUUUGCGAAAAAUCGUAGCGUAGACGCAGUUCGUAUAAUUGUUGGUGCAGUAGCUGCUAUAAAAAUACAUACAUAAGUGAAAAUGUCUAUUGGAACAAUACCAGAGUUUCGGUUGCAUAAAGACAACUGGAGGAUAUACGUGGAGCGACUGGAACAGUAUUUAAUUGUAAAUAAGAUACCUGAAGAAUUACAUGUGCCCACGCUAAUAACGGUUAUGGGGGUGGAGACAUAUGAGCUACUAGUGACAUUGUGCAAACCGAGCAAACCGAAAGCGAAAACUUUUAAAGAACUAACCCUUAUCCUGGAGAAUCACCUUCAGCCGAGUGUUUUGGCUGAAAGAUAUAAAUUCCGACAGAGACAACAAAGAGCAGGCGAGACCCUAGCGGAAUAUAUUGCGGCAUUGAAAAAAAUGUCUGACAAAUGUGAAUUUGGUAGGUGGUGGAAUGAAAGUUUAUGUGACCAGUUCAUCUUUGGUAUCAGAAACGAGACAAUACGACAGAAGCUUUUCUCAGAAGAUAACGUAGACUUCGUGAAGGCGUGUCAAGUGGCCGAGAGUAUAGAAACGGUUGGAAAAGAAGCGACUGCGUCCGCUGAUACGUCUAAGGUGGAUACAGGAGCGGAAGGAAGGCAGACAAGCAGUUAUAGUUGGCGGAAUCCACGCCCCUAUCGCCCACCACAGCAACAUUGGAGUUCACGUGAAUCCAAUAGCAGGCAGCAAUCUCAAAUAUGCAGUGUGUGCUCUGGAAGGCAUGAGACAUCGGUCUGUCGAUUAGCUGAGUUUGCGUGUAGUGUGUGCCAUUCACAAGGACAUAUGGCACGAAAUUGUCCUUCGAAAUAAAAAAAUAAAUAAUGAUAUAAUAUAUAUAUAUAUAUAUAUAAUAUGCUGAUGAUUCAUACACUUAUAUUAUCCUAAUAACAAUGCUAAUCUAUUGUUAUAUAUGUUUUUGAAAAGCUUUGUUUGACUGGGGUUGACACAGCUCACCGUCUGCCAUCCCUGUUUAAAUACACCUUUAAACAUGUUGCAAGCAUGAACAUUUUUUUGGAUUCUAUAGAUAGAGCAUCGAGUGUUAAAAACGUGUCAACAUUUAAACAUUUAGAAAUAGAAAUAUCAAUAAAAUAUCAAUGUAUGGUGUCACUUAAUCUAUAUAAUCUAAUAAUAUUACUUUAUCUAAUAAAAAUAUUACCUGCCCUUGUUUACUAUAGCUGUAAUGUAUUUGGACUUUGGCUUUAUUGCACAUAUGUGGAUAAAUUUAAAAUUAAUUAAUUUAGUCGAAAAUAUAUUAGCAUUUAUUUGAAA
This is a messenger RNA of Galleria mellonella (greater wax moth), 1322 nucleotides long. RefSeq lists its product as uncharacterized. NCBI's taxonomy places the organism in Eukaryota, Metazoa, Arthropoda, Insecta, Lepidoptera, Pyralidae. The record is from RefSeq and is a predicted model, not a curated record. Gene Ontology annotation, molecular function: nucleic acid binding; zinc ion binding. The coding region runs from base 108 to 863 and encodes 251 amino acids. The transcript has a single exon.